AAAGUAUGCUCUUUUGGAUUUUUAGGUGGUGACAAUUUCAAUAUUAAAGAUAUUAUUGGUCAUUUUAAAGCUGGGGACUACAAUCUGCAUGAUUGCUUUCCAUUUGAUCCAAAUAAAAAUUUCAUGUUGAUAGAAAUAUGGUCAUUAUUGUAGAAAAAGUUAUUUGUAAUAGUCAACACUGCUAUAUUUUCACAAUUGAUCCGAAAACAAAAGGUGAUAUUUUUAGACUAUUUUGAAUAUAAAACAAAACUAUUCUGUUCCCAGCACAUAUAGAGCUUUUUAGUAUUCACUGAAUGUUUAUUUAUGCAUCGGUGUGGCCGAGGUAUUCGCUUUCUUAGUUCAUCUUCAAACACCCGGAUCAACUGGGAUCCAACUGUAUCACUUGAACUCAAUCACCCUACCCUUAUUCUGCUUGAGAAAUGUUGCAUAAGGGAUCAUUUCAAGCAGAUAUUGGGCCAGAUGAUGAGGACCAAUCUCAUUGGGCAAACAUUUCCCAUGAGCAGGCUCCUCUUAUACUCAGCAAUCUCACAUCCUGAAAAUCUAGACAUGGCCCUCCUCCUUUUCAACAAUUAUACUCCACAUCCAAAUCUCUACAUUUACAACACCAUGAUCAAUGCCUUAUCGUUCUUGACGAAUCAGUCAUUUGCUCUCUAUAAUUCAAUGCUCCAGUCAGGUAUAUACCCAGAUAAACACACUCUGCUUUACCUGCUACAAGCCUCCCAAUGUAUAUUAGAAGUAAAACAGAUCCACUGUCAUGCUGUUGUGUUGGGUUUGUUGUCUUAUGGUUAUCUGCAAAACUCCCUGAUCAAAAUGUAUUUGGAGAAUGGACUUUUGGGGCUUGCAUAUCAGGUGUUCCAGCAUAUGCCUGUAUUAGAUGCUGUCUCAUUUAAUAUUAUGAUUGUUGGUUAUGCUAAAAGGGGAUACAGUUUACAAGCACUGGAACUAUUUCGUGAAAUGUUGGUUUCAGGUCUUGAACCUGAUGACUUUACUAUUCUAGGUCUUCUUGUGUCUUGUGGGCAGCUAGGAAAUGCAAAAUUGGGGAAGUCUGUUCAUGCAUGGAUUGAGCAGAGGAAGUCCAAUAGUUCUUCAAAUUUGAUCUUGGGCAAUGCUCUACUUGAUAUGUACAUCAAAUGCAAGAAAUUGGAGUUUGCUCAAAGAAUUUUUGAUGCUUUAGUGGAAAAGGAUACCAUUUCAUGGAACACCAUGAUUGCAGGAUAUGCCAAGGUUGGGGAAUUGGACCUUGCCCACACUUUUUUCGAUCAAAUGCCUAGGAGGAAUCUUUUUUCUUGGAAUUCUUUAAUUUCUGGCUAUUCCCAGAAGGGUGACUAUAUGAUGGUGAUGAGUUUAUUCAGCAGCAUGGUUGUAAAUAAUGUUAUGCCUGACAAUGUCACAAUGGCAAUCUUGGUCCAUGCUGCAGCAGAAAUAGGAGGACUGGACCAAGGGAAAUUGAUACACAGCCGGGUGGUUAGGAUGCAGAUGAAAGUAGAUGCGUUUUUGGGUUCAGCAUUAAUAGACAUGUACUGCAAGUGUGGGAGUAUUGAAAUAGCUUUCAUGGUUUUCAGGGGGCUAACCAAAAAGGAUGUUAAUGUAUGGACUACCAUGAUUACCGGAUUUGCAUUCCAUGGUUAUGGAAGCAAAGCUCUUGAAUUAUUCUCUGAGAUGCAAGGGGAUGUAAUGCCAAAUAAUGUGACUUUUGUUGCUAUUCUUACUGCUUGCAGUCAUAGUGGACUUGUGGAUGAAGGGAUCAAAAUAUUCAAUAGCAUGAAGGAAAAAUAUUGUAUUGAACCAGGAAUCGAGCAUUAUGGGUGUUUGGUGGAUCUUUAUGCGCGAUCAGGGAGGCUGGCUGAAGCAGAAGAAGUGGUUGACAACAUGCCAAUGAAACCAAGUCGAUCCAUAUGGGGAUCAAUUGUGGGUGCUUGUAGAGCUCAUGGAAACAUGGAACUUGCAGAGAGAGCUUUGAGAGAGCUACUAAAGUUAGAACCUGAAGAACCAGGUGGAUAUGUUUUGUUGUCCAACAUAUAUUCUACCUGGGGAAGAUGGAGUUGUUCAGACAAGAUUAGGGAACACAUGGAAAGGAGGGGAGUAAAGAAGACUGCUGGUUGCAGCAGUGUGGUUAUUGAUGGAGUUUUUCAUGAUUUUGUGGCUGCAGAUAAGAAGCAUCCAAGAUGGGAAGAGAUUCAGUCCAUAUUGAAUUGUAUGAAAAGUGAAAUGAUGUCCAGCUCUGCUUUUUCAUUCUUCUUGCAAAUGUUACUAUAGACCUAUGUUGAUUUCCGUUUGAGGCCUGACACUUGCUUUUUGACUUUGACGACAGUGAUGCAGAUAUGGAAUAUUUUUAGUUUGCUGGUCAUGUGAAAUUAACUUCUUGUAUGCUGUUCUUCUAGUAUUUUCUCUUGACUAUGCACGUCUUAGGAAUUCUCUUCAAGGAAUUUUCCUAGCGGGCUUUUGUUUUGCAUAUAAUUUCAUAUAGAGCCUAACCAAAAAAUAUUUACUGGCUUAGCAUUGCUGUUUGUUCA
Messenger RNA from Quercus lobata, 2513 nucleotides. Its product is annotated as Tetratricopeptide repeat (TPR)-like superfamily protein. The transcript has a single exon. The record is from RefSeq and is a predicted model, not a curated record. Bases 304 to 2256 code for a protein of 650 amino acids. Gene Ontology annotation, biological process: RNA modification. NCBI's taxonomy places the organism in Eukaryota, Viridiplantae, Streptophyta, Magnoliopsida, Fagales, Fagaceae. Gene Ontology annotation, molecular function: protein binding; RNA binding.